Messenger RNA from Exophiala oligosperma, 381 nucleotides. RefSeq lists its product as uncharacterized. The coding region runs from base 1 to 381 and encodes 126 amino acids. The transcript has 2 exons. The record is from RefSeq and is a predicted model, not a curated record. NCBI's taxonomy places the organism in Eukaryota, Fungi, Ascomycota, Eurotiomycetes, Chaetothyriales, Herpotrichiellaceae.
AUGCGGAAGAAGCGUGUUGAUCGUGGAUCGGUUCCUUUCGACAGGGACCCCGUCCAGAUCACCAACGUUCUUCUACCUCAAUCUUCGACAGAGUCAGAGACCAUGCAGCGGCCCGAAAUCAAGCGUCUCUCGACAUCGCUGGCCUCCACGAUGUCAAUGUACAAGACUACUGUGACUGGCUCAAGUCUCGGAUCCUUCGACCUCGACUUGGUCUAUGAGGACCAUAAUCCUACUUUCCUCAUUGAGCAAGGAGAGGUAGAGGAAGGCAUCGCUCGGCGAUUUGUGAAAGACAGUCCUCUAUGGGUCAAACUUUGCAAGCAGAAUGAGAUUGAAGCGGACAGCAUCUUGGAUUUCUCGCGUGGGUCCAUGCAUCUUCAGUAA